This is a messenger RNA of Morchella importuna, 885 nucleotides long. RefSeq lists its product as uncharacterized. The coding region runs from base 1 to 885 and encodes 294 amino acids. NCBI's taxonomy places the organism in Eukaryota, Fungi, Ascomycota, Pezizomycetes, Pezizales, Morchellaceae. Gene Ontology annotation, biological process: protein deubiquitination. Gene Ontology annotation, molecular function: cysteine-type deubiquitinase activity. The transcript has a single exon. The record is from RefSeq and is a predicted model, not a curated record.
AUGGACGACCUACUCGCCCGCCACCGCAAGGAGCUCCGCGACCUGACUUCGCGCACCACGCAGAAGAAGAAGGCCGCGACGAAAAAGACGCGCAAGGGCGUCAACGCCGAGUGCGAGGCCCUCGAGCGGGAGCUGAAGGAGCGCCACGCGCGCGAGGUGGCAGAGCUCGAGAACCCCGGUGGUGGUGCCGGGGACCUCGACGACGAAGAAGAAGAAGACGUAGAGGCACCUGCGACGGUAGAAGACGAGGUAGCAGCCCCAGCUGCUGCAGAGCAAGCGUCAGACCCACAACCCACCACCCCCACAGACCCCACCCCGACCCCAUCCACACAACCCACCAAGAAGCCCCACCGCCGCAAAGCCGCCCUCGCCCGCCGCGCCGCGGCCCUCGCCACCGCCGCCUCCGAAGCCGCGUCCUCCGCCAGCACACAGCCAGACCUCCGCAGCCUCGAGCUCUCCCAGAUGGCGUCGCAGCUGCAGUCACUGUCACUCACCGAGGUCGAGAUCGCGCCCGACGGCCACUGCCUCUACAGCGCGUUCGCCGAGCAGGUGGAUGCCGCGCGUGACUACCGCACCGCGCGGCGGCGCUGCGCAGAGUUCAUGGGGGGGCAUCCGGACGACUUUGCGCCGUUCAUUGAGGGGGAUUUCGGCGAGCAUGUGCGGCGGGUGGGGGAGACGGCUGAGUGGGGGGGGCAGGCGGAGGUGUUGGCGCUGGCGAGGGCGUAUGGGGUGCAGGUGAAUGUGGUGCAGGCGGAGGGGAGGGGCGUGGAGAGGAUGAAUGAGGGGGCCGAGGGCGGCGAGGUGUGGUUGGGGUAUUAUAGGCAUAGUUUUGGGCUCGGGGAGCAUUAUAAUUCGCUCAGGAAGAAUAAGGAGGGCGGGAGUUAG